Messenger RNA from Papaver somniferum (opium poppy), 405 nucleotides. RefSeq lists its product as uncharacterized. Bases 1 to 405 code for a protein of 134 amino acids. The transcript has a single exon. The record is from RefSeq and is a predicted model, not a curated record. Lineage: Eukaryota; Viridiplantae; Streptophyta; Magnoliopsida; Ranunculales; Papaveraceae.
AUGCAACAACCAUGUUCUAGUCACUUGGAAGCUGCUCAUCGUGUCGUACGUUAUCUUAAAGGUACUGUUAGCACUGGCAUUUUUCUUUCUGCCACUAGUUCUUUAUCCCUUACCGGUUAUACAGACUCUGACUGGGCAGGGUGUCCCACAACUCUUCGAUCAACGACAGGAUACUUUACAAUGCUAGGUGAUAGUCCUAUUUCUUGGAAAUCCAAGAAACAACCAACCAUAUCACUCUCUUCUGCCGAGGCAGAAUAUCGUGCUCUUGCCAGACUUACCUCUGAAUUGCAAUGGUUACAUUAUCUCUUUCAGGAUCUUCGCAUUCAUAUUCCGAAGCCUAUUCCAGUUUAUUGCGACAAUCAAGUCGCUUUUCACAUCUCUGAGAAUACAGUCUUUCACGAAUGA